Ipomoea nil (Japanese morning glory) is the source of this 1118-nucleotide messenger RNA. RefSeq names its product expansin-A15-like. The transcript has 3 exons. The record is from RefSeq and is a predicted model, not a curated record. Gene Ontology annotation, cellular component: extracellular region. NCBI's taxonomy places the organism in Eukaryota, Viridiplantae, Streptophyta, Magnoliopsida, Solanales, Convolvulaceae. Gene Ontology annotation, biological process: plant-type cell wall organization. Bases 104 to 859 code for a protein of 251 amino acids.
GCCUCUCUCAUCCUCUGCAAACAGUCAAACCAACGAAAAAGUAGACAGACAACAUUGAGGCUAGCUGCAGGCCGCCCAGGCGGUGGGUCGUUGAAAACUUGAAAUGUGGUUUUUGUGGUUUUUCAUUCUGGCUUUUCUCUCUUUUUCUUCAUCUGUUCAUGCCAAAGAUAACAAUGGUGGCUGGAGUCACGCUCAUGCCACCUUUUAUGGAGGUGGCGAUGCUUCUGGAACAAUGGGUGGAGCUUGUGGGUAUGGGAACUUGUACAGCCAAGGGUAUGGCAUAAACACAGCAGCAGUGAGUGCAGCACUGUUCAGCAAUGGGUUAAGGUGUGGGGCUUGUUUUGAGGUGAAAUGUGUGAAUGAUCCAAAAGGGUGUCUUCCUGAUGCCUCAGUUGUGGUCACUGCCACCAAUUUCUGUCCUCCCAAUUCUGCCCUUCCUAACAAUCAAGGUGGGUGGUGCAACCCUCCCCUCCACCACUUUGACCUCUCCCAGCCUGUUUUCCAACAAAUUGCUCGUACCAAAUCAGGAAUUGUCCCUGUUUCUUAUAGAAGGGUAGCAUGCCAAAAGAAGGGAGGAAUAAGAUUCACAAUUAGCGGCCACUCAUACUUUAAUCUGGUACUAAUUACCAACGUAGGAGGUUCAGGGGAUGUCCAUGCAGUUUCCAUCAAAGGCACCAAGACCAAUUGGAUGCCAAUGUCCAGAAAUUGGGGACAGAAUUGGGAAAGCAACUCUAAGCUAGAUGGGCAAGCCCUCUCCUUCAAGGUCACCACGGGUGACGGUCGCACUGUGGUAUGCAACGAUGUGGUCCCCUCCGGAUGGUCCUUCGCCCAAACCUACAUCGGCGCCCAGUUUACUUAACUCCAAAAUUAAAUGUCGUUAGUAGUGUUGAGAGGAAAAGAGCAGAGCUUAUUUUAAAGUGGCUCUCGAUACUCUUAUUGUUAGGUUAGAAGAUUUAAAUAUAUAAGUUAAUGUUUGAAUUUCUAUCUAGGUGGUUUUAAUAAAGGGAAAAUGAUAGAUGUAUUCUCAUGGAGUAUAACUCCCGUCAUGUGUACAACUUUUAUUAGGUAAAGAAAAGUGAAUGAAUAAAAGUAGUAGCUCACUUUGUUUUUUAAAUCAA